AUGAAAGGUAGAUAUACAUUAAAAUCUAAUUAGGGUUAUCAAAAUGUGAUUUAUUUGGUUAGACAAUUACAUUAAGAAUGAAUAAAUAAAAUUUUUAUAAGACUGCUUUUGGAGGGUGUGUAUCUCUAAUUUUAUUUAUUACAAUGCUCUUGAUUUUUUCUCAAAAUUUAAUCUCAUUUUUGAACAAAGAAAAUUUAACUGCUACGGUAUUAACCACAUUUGAAGAAUUUCCAUCUUUAGCCACUUUGAAUGAUAAUACUUUUGCAUUUGCUAUUCAAAUUGAAUAAAGCGAUUUUAUUCAAAAACCCUUUUUUAAUAUAUAUGUUGAAUAGAAGCAUAUAAUUAGAUUUUUGAAUGGGUCGAAAAUAGAGAAUUCUUCAUAAAUUAAUCUUAUUCCAUGCACAUUAGAUAGAUUUCAUAAUAUUUUUGACAAAUAUGAUGUUAACAUAACAAAAUAAUUUUAUGAUUUAGAUUUAGAGAAUUUUUUGUGCUUCGAGUAAAAAUAUAAAUUAGUUUAGUUAUAAUUCAACAUUUUCUAUACAAGGUACAAAUUCAAGUAAAUAUAAUGAAAUAAUUUAAAGAUUAACAAUUUAAGUAUUUGAAAAUUUCAGUAAAUAAUUGUGUUGCAAAUAAAUCUUGUGCUUCUGAGACUGAAAGAUAAAAUGAAAUCCUAAAGAAUGGCUCAUUUAAAUUAAAACUCUACACUGUCAAUUAAGUUUACUAAAUAUCCAUAUUUAUUAGAUAUUGAAUCCAUAAAAUCCUGAUGAUAAAUAUCUUUAAACUUUUAUAGACGAUUCAUUUUACCUAAAAUUUCUACCUUCAGAUGUAUUCAAAACGGUAGAUGUUUUUUUAAAAGAAUAUGAAGUAUAAAAUGAUUUAAGUCUAACUCCAUUCAGCGAUAUUUAAUUAUCAAAAUUUUAUAUCUUAGAUUAGUCGGAAAUAAAAGAAAGAGUAGAAUUUCAAUCCAAAACAUCAAAUGAAAUAGCCACAAUAUAAUUUAGAAAAAGUCCUUAUAAAACAUCUAUUUAUAGGAGCUACCUAAAAAUAGAUGAACUAUUAUCAAAUUUAGGUGGAAUCUAAUAGAUUUUCUUUUUUUUUCUUGGUAUUAUUCUGUCACUGUAUAACAGAUUUCAACGUAUUAUUUUUAAAUUAAAUCAUAGUACUUGUGGAAUUAGCAAAUAAAUUAUAUGAGUUUUCCUUGAUUCAUUUAUAACAUGAAAAAAUUCAAGAAGAAAAUUUAGAAUAAAUUAAUCAGUUAACAACAGAAAGAUAAGAUGAUUUAAGAACUAGAAGAUUAACUGAAUAGGAAUUAGAAAUUAAGCUUGUUAAUCCAACACAAAUUAAGCAGAAGGAAAAAAAUGGAAUUUUAAAAUUUGGUUUUAAACAAUAAGAACUUGAUUAAGAAAUCAAUGAUUAAGAUGAUGAAAAUAGAAAUAUUAAAGAAGUUCAAAAAAAAUUUUAGAGGACAUCAACUAGGUUAAUAAAGAAUCCUUUUGCAAAUAAAAUUAUACCUGAAAAUGGUCUAUAAUAUUUCAAAUAAUAAAUUAUUACAAUAAUUAAUAGAUCUUAACCAAUUUUAUUAAGCUUUAGUAUGAUUAUUAAUUUCAUUACUUGCAAUCAUUGUUGUUCAAAUAAAAAAAAUAUUUAAUUAAUGAAUAAAGCUAUGUAAAAGUGAAGUUAAAUUUUAGAGAUUAGAUCACCGAUCAGAUAGAUUUAUUUAAUAUACUUACAAAAUUGAAUGAAUUAGACAAAAUGAAAGAGGUUAUUUUUACACCUGAACAAUUAUUAAUGUUUAAUUUUACACCCAAACCGAUGAUCUCAUUAGAUCUGACUAAAAAAACAAUUAAUAGGUCGUAUUUUGAGUAGAGAUCCAAAUGUGAUAUAGAAACUUAGUAAAAACAAUUUUAUUUUUAGGUUGAAUGAGAUAAAAUAAAAAAAGGAAUAAAAUCAACAGCCUAUCCAAAGAGGGAUGCAUUUAAGAGGAGAUGCAUAAUUGUAUUAGGAUAUUUAUAAUGUAGAUUUCAAUUUAUAAAUAGGCAUAUGAUGAAGUUCUCUAAGAUUAAGAAGAAAAUAUUAUCAACAAGCAGCUUAUUAAGAAGUUAGGUCCUGAAGUUCAAGCUAUUUUUAAACUUUCAAAAUUUAUUGAUCAAUAAAAAUUAUCGGCUAGAUCAUAAAAAAGGAAAAUUUUAUUAUAGUACAAUGAACCUCCUAGUAUCGAUUGA
Molecule: messenger RNA, 2222 nt
Organism: Paramecium sonneborni
Lineage: Eukaryota; Ciliophora; Oligohymenophorea; Peniculida; Parameciidae
Source: the annotation of a GenBank genome assembly